Messenger RNA from Lasiodiplodia theobromae, 1812 nucleotides. RefSeq names its product UDP-glucosyl transferase family protein. The transcript is spliced from 2 exons. The coding region runs from base 1 to 1812 and encodes 603 amino acids. The record is from RefSeq and is a predicted model, not a curated record. NCBI's taxonomy places the organism in Eukaryota, Fungi, Ascomycota, Dothideomycetes, Botryosphaeriales, Botryosphaeriaceae.
AUGACAUCCAGCAGCCCGUCCCCACGGGCUGCACCACCAGAAGACGAGAAAUGGCGCCCGCCUUCCUACUCAGGCACCAAUUGCGCCGUCUAUGCAUCUCUGUAUCCGAGAAAAGACUUGCCCUUCACCAUCGAACCAAAUCCGGACAUUUCCGGCAUUGGUGUCAUUCUCGCUUUCCUCAUUACCGCCUACGCCACCCUUCUCUUCACCAUCUGCGCCUACUGGACCGGCCUCAUCCCAGACGAACUGCUCAGUCCUGUCGAUAGGCGCAUCUUCCGCGCCACAAGCCGACGUGCCGACUCGGGAUGGAGCAAGGCGUUCCGUGGGGCGCUGCGCGCUUGCAGCGAUCAGCAGAUGGUGACGGGCAUCGCUAUCCUGGCGGCCGCCUUUGCCGGCGUGCAGUCCACUACGGUCUACCACUGGCGCACUGUCAUUUACCUCGGGUGGAUGUCGUCCAACGUGCAUCUCACCACCCUCACUGUGGCGCUGGCGCCCCAUGAGAAGAAAAAUAGAAGGAGUAGAGGUAGGACGGCGGCGCGCUGCGUCCGCCUCUUCGGCAUGCUCACGCUAUUUGCGCUGCUUUUCGCCGCGCUCGUGCCCACAACGUCGCGCACCUUCGGCGACGCGCUGGUGCACUAUCCCAUGUUUGGCAUGUGGUAUAACAUGGAUUCAGAGUUUGCCUUUACCCCGGCCGACCCGGCCGCGUGCCUCUGGCUGCCUGAAUAUCGCCUCGAAGGUCCAACUACGGACGCUGUUCUCUCGCUCCUUAUGCUGAGCAGCGGCUACGUUUGGAAGGUGGGCAGUCUGCUGUUCCGUCCGCAACAGCGCGCGUUGAUGCGCUGCGAGACAGUGCGGACAGUAGUACCGCGGCAGCUGCGUCGGGUGGCAAAUUGGCGCCUGAGAAGAGGUGGCGUCGUCCGCUUCAUCACCGCCUGGCCUUAUGCAUUACUUGUUGGAGCAUACGUGCUAUUUAUAGCCGCACUCGACUUCGGCUCCUCGUUUGCCGCAUCGUUGUUGAUGCUGACUAUCAGUCUUGCCUGGGGCAGUGCCAACCUGCUCCUACCCCGACAGCUACUGGCAGAAUUCAUCGGGCCCGAUGAGAAUACUUGGGAGUUCGGUCAAGUCCUUCCCAUGCUGCUUCUUCUGCUGCCCCUCGUGUCGGUCGUGGAGGAAUUCUCGGUGGCAACACGGAAAGAUGAAGCUAAAGAAGAGACCGUGACUCCCGCUUACCCAACCCAUUUGGCAAAGACAACGGUGGAGGCCAGAGAAACGGCCACGGCACGGUCGAGGGCUGAGACAUUUGAGCUUCCUCUUCUUGCGCAUCGUCGGACACAGUCAUCUUCUGCUACUCCUUCGAUGUCCCGGGCCGGGACGGCAGCAACCAGCGGCUCCUCCGUAUCCAACUUUCGCUUCCCCGCUUACAAUGCCAAUAUUGACUCUACGUCCGACAUAACGAAAGCCAUUCCGCCAACAUCAUGUCGCGAAAUCAGGACACCAAAUUCGGAUUUGGAAAAGGACGCGGAAGAAAAAGAAAGAGCAAACGCAGACGAACAGAAAGCGCGCGUGGAUGAGCAUGGAGAUCGCCUGUACACGUCCAAGUUCUUCAAGAGCCUCAUCUGGAUCACAAUCCUGUUCAUCUUGUUGGCUGCAGCCUGGGUCUUCGUCAUGGAGUUCAUGAACUUCCUCGGCAGCGGGGGCUCCCCGGAUCGCGUCACUAUGAAUGCCAGCCUUGCUGCAACCGUAGCGAUUGCGCUGAUACUUAUAUGGGUCGCCAUCGGCUCGUUGUGUAGCAAUGUGGAUAAACUUCUUUGA